GCUCAGGUCAGCCAGCCCCAAAUCACGGUGUUGCAACGCACAUCAACAUCAAGAUCAAUCCAUUCUAUGCCCCAGCAAGAAUGCAGGUUUGAAGUGAAGUGUUAAGUGAUUUUGUGAUUCAAGAUUGCAAAACGUGCCAUUUUCUUUAGAAAAUGGAUUGUAAUAAUUCUGUACCACCUAUUGAAGGUGUACAUAGUGGACAUAAUGAACUUGGACAUAUGUUCCAUGGAGUGCAUUCCUUGCCUAACUCCUUCAGUGCCGUCGGACCACCUCAGUUUUGGAGACCUCCGCCACCUCUUCCACCCCAAAUGCCACCCCAAAUGCCACCCCAAAUGCCACCACCAUUUCCAGGUUUUGGACCCAGGGGGGCUUUUCCUGUCCCUUUCCCCUUUCGACAUGUGCCGCCUAUGUUCAAUGUCCCCCCUCCUCCCCUGUCUAGUGGUUCAAAGACAGAUGGAGAUGAGCAAUGGCUGAAAAACUGGAUUCAAUCUCGACUAUUUAAGAAACCUGCUAAUCUCCAUACUCUCAAGAGUGUUUCCAUUUGUGAAACAAGGGACAAGUUGAAGGCAUGGAUGCAGUGCUUAAGGAAUCUUGAAGAAAAGCAUAGCAUUCUACAUCAGAAAGUAGAGACAGUAACAGAAUGGAGUGCAUUGUGUACGAAUGUUGAGGAACAGAAGUCAGAAUUAUCUGGCAUCAGCUCAUCUCUAACUAAGAAGCUACUUCAAGAUUUACAGAAGAAAGUCUGUAAACAAGUGAAGAAACGAUCUAGAGAGAAGAGGAAGAUUUCUAAGCAGCGGAAAGACUCUUAUUUGGCUCAAAUCAGACGUCAAAGUUUGCACCAAAAAGCCGAUGCAUGGUUAGCUGACAUGCAGCUAGCUGUGGACAGAGUCCGCAAAAAUGAAGAGUUGAAAAAAGAAGCAGAUACUGUCCUUGCUGAAGUCACACAUCGUCAGUCCGAGGGAAAGCGUCAAAUAGCUUUACUGGAGGCAUUGCAAAAAUUGCAUCAGGCUCGCAUCCAAGCCCUCGAGGCUCGUGGUACAAAGCUUUCAGUUGAAGACAAAACAAGUUGUGAACAUUCCAAUUCACAAAUUUGCCAACUUCUUACAUUGUGGUCCAGCAAAAUGGAAGAGUAUGCUAAAGAGGAACAUGGUUUGCGAGUUAUGCUGGAAGAAUCUGCUGCAAAAAAAAGUGAUUUAGAAAUUCAAAAUGUUAAGAAAGUUCUCAGUGAAUGGGAAGCAUGCUUGUUUGGCACAGAAAGUUCAUUUACAAUGGAUGAGCCUUUUGAUAUCAGCACUCUUGUCUCAAUUCGCUAUGCCUGGGAUCAAUAUACAGUGCCAGAGGGUGCUGCUGUACCCAUGGCGUCGACAAUACCAGUGGGCUGGGUGCUCCCAACCACUCCCAGUUCUCCUGAGUGGCAGCAGUUGUUAUCCAAUAAGUGAGUGUUUCUUGUGUUGUAGUAUUAUUUUUCAUUGUAAGUUUGGAGAGGGUUUCUCCUCAGGACAGUUGGUUUGUUUCCUUUCCUUAUGAAAUUUAAAAUUGAGGCAUUCAGUGAUGGGUGCUGUGCUGGGAAAUUACACCCAACAGUGAAGAGUUCUUUUGAUUUUGUAGUAAUUCAACAUUAGUUGAGCUGUUGCCAUAACUUUUAAGUGGAUUAAGUAAGAUACUUCAGAGAUUCGGAGUCAUUACCAAUUUUCCAGAUAAGAAUUUGUUCUUUCCUGUCUAAACGUAUGUUACUCUUGACUUUUAAUCACUAAUAUUUUUUCAACAAAUUCUCAUCAAAUUAAUGUAAUGCUAUUGUUUUUCGUUACCUGCAUCCUGCAGAAGUUUUAUGUGAAAAAUUAAAUAUAAAGAGUACUUAUUUUUAAGAAAAAUUGGAUGAUUGUAUUUGAUGCUGUCAACUUUCACUCUUGUCUGUUAAAUUCUAAAAGAAUAAAAUAUUUUAUAAGAAC
Molecule: messenger RNA, 1949 nt
Organism: Thrips palmi
Lineage: Eukaryota; Metazoa; Arthropoda; Insecta; Thysanoptera; Thripidae
Product: programmed cell death protein 7-like
Exons: 4
Coding region: 153-1439 (428 amino acids)
Source: RefSeq, a predicted model, not a curated record